CAAAUUCCAUCCAAACUCUCGCUUUCGUAGAAAUUCACAUAUUUAUCCGGCGCAGUCUGACCCUUCGUUUCUUGCUACGUUUUCUACUUUGAUUUACCCUCUAUUUCACUCCUUUUAUACAGCCUUGCUCCACUAUCGGCCUAAAGACUUUUUUUUCUCAAGUUUUUCAAGCCGCCAAAAUUAGCUUUGACUUCGCGACAGCGCACAUCGAACGACGCGCCUCUCCCUCUCCCGCCUGCAUCCAUGGCGCGCACAAAGCAAACAGCUGUUAAGCGCGAGUCCUCCUCAGAGUUUUUCAACAAGCAGUCGGCAACAUGGGAAGAUAGCAAUGGGAAAGAGGUGAAGACUACAAACGGGCACACUGCCUCUGCGAAGGCGGCGGCGCAAGAGUCUGCGAAGGGCGAGGCGGGUUUUGUUCAGCUGGUGAUUGCUGUUUCUGGCAUCUAUGCUUCCUUCUUGACUUGGGCGUACCUCCAAGAGAAGUUGACAACUAAGACUUACGGCCCGGCCGACGCACCAGAGGUCUGGCGUUUCCCCGUCUUCCUCAACACCAUCCAGUCGCUCUUCGCUGCGGCCGUUGGCUUCAUCUACCUCUUGGUCUCGACGCCGAAAGGCGCCCCCGUGCCGUCGAUUUUCCCCUCGCGCCGCAUCCUCGGACCCCUCAUGCUUGUCGCCAUCACAAACAGUCUGGCCAGUCCCUUUGGCUACGCCAGUCUUGCGCACAUCGACUACAUCACUUUCCUGCUGGCCAAGAGCUGCAAGCUGCUGCCCGUCAUGUUCCUCCACAUCACCAUCUUCCGGAAGCGCUACCCGAUUUACAAGUACACCGUGGUUGCCGCCGUCACUGCUGGCGUUGCCGUCUUCACGCUCCACUCCGAUCGCAAGCACAAGAAGUCGAAGCUGUCGGAGGAGGCAAAUCUCCCUUGGGGACUGCUGCUGCUGAGCAUCAACCUCCUGUUUGACGGCCUCACCAACAGCACCCAGGAUUACAUCUUCCAGACUUUCCGCCCCUUUAGCGGACCGCAGAUGAUGUGCGCCAACAACAUCAUGAGCACUGCUGUCACGUCCUUGUACCUCGUUGCCAGCCCUGCGCUCGUCUCUCUUGGCAUCGGCGAGUGGCUUGGCAUGGAUGUUGCUGGCAGCGCUGGCGAGAUGAACGCUGCUAUUGAGUUCAUGACCAAGUACCCUGCUGUGUGGAAGGAUGUUUUGGGCUUUGCAGCUUGCGGUGCCCUGGGCCAGGUCUUUAUCUUCUAUACUCUUUCUACAUUCUCAUCCGUCCUGCUAGUCACCGUCACCGUGACCCGCAAGAUGUUCACCAUGAUUCUCUCAGUCGUCGCGUUCGGCCACCGUCUCACGCAGAUGCAGUUGCUUGGAGUCGGGCUCGUCUUUGGCGGCAUCGGUGUUGAGGCUGCCAUUGCCAGGAAAGAGAAAAUGGCAAAGGAAGCCGCCAAGGUGAAGAAAUCUUCAUAGGAGGACCAAACAAAGGAUAUGAUGAUAGAAUCAGGAUUUUUGGACGCUUUUAAAAGUACAUACAUCUACUAGUAUAUAAAUUGGGGGUUAAGCACAUAAAUAGAUAGCUCUUCACGUUUGGAUCAUGUUUUUUUUUUUUUUAAAGUUGUACGGCCU
Trichoderma asperellum CBS 433.97 is the source of this 1626-nucleotide messenger RNA. RefSeq names its product UDP-galactose transporter (gene HUT1). The record is from RefSeq and is a predicted model, not a curated record. Gene Ontology annotation, molecular function: UDP-galactose transmembrane transporter activity; UDP-glucose transmembrane transporter activity. Gene Ontology annotation, cellular component: endoplasmic reticulum membrane; Golgi membrane. Gene Ontology annotation, biological process: UDP-galactose transmembrane transport. Lineage: Eukaryota; Fungi; Ascomycota; Sordariomycetes; Hypocreales; Hypocreaceae.